GUGCAGAGUGCAGGUGCAGAGUGCAGUUUAGUGAGGUUCGGUGGAUGAUUUCCCGCCAGCUUUCCGUUUAUUUUAGCAAUACCGGUGCCAGUUUUGUUGUUCAAUGCGGUAUAAAGUAAUGCCGUACUAAUAAAUUAUCGAUCAGAACUAUAAUUUUAUAAUGACUUCCUUGCUUAAAUUUACGGAUUGGACUUCCGAUUAUUUCAUCAAAAACCGUUCGCAAUGCACUGCGAUCUUGGAAGAUCCAGAGGCAUUGAAAGAAAUUCCUUUAAUAAACAGUGGAUCCCUCGACGAGUUCAGAGACCGGCAGCUUGUUAGAUUUGAAGGCAUGAUUCAGGACAUGUAUGAUCCUGAAUACUACUUUCAACAAUAUGAAGUGAAAAAUACUCAAACUGAAACGUGUGAGGUCAGAUGUGGAAUGUACGCAGAUUCUGCCAAAUACUUGCCAGGUGAAAAGAUCUUGUUCGAAUCAGAGAAGAAUCAAACUUCAGAGAGACAUACAUGCAUUGUAAUAUCGACUCCUGGUUUAAACGAUUGGGCAAGAGAGAAAGUUGAUCAGUCAAUUUGUUUAAUCACAAAAGCAAUGAAUAUUAAUAAAAGAAGUCUGGACGAUGAUGAUCUCAAUGAGAGUAACAGUUUGGAGUCAACGCGAAAGAAGGAAAGAACUUCGAGGGCAGGAAAUAUCAAAGAAACAGACGUUGCAGAGCAAAAUAUAUUUUCAAAAGAAUACAUACUUAAUUUUCCAAUUUCUAUACCUGAUGGCAAAGCUUGUAUUGUGAAGAUAUAUGAUGAUACGCCUUUGAAAUUGAAUGAAACGAUUGAAGUAGUAGGUUUCAUAUCUUUGGAUCCACUUUUAAAUGGUGUUGAUAAUUCGGAUGAAACUAUGUCGGAGGCUGAAAACGCCGUGCAUCAUCCUCCGGCCUCGCUUGUCCCUCGAUUACAUGCUAUAAAAAUAAUACGUCCAACCAAGCAAGAUCUUAAAAUUGUUCCACAGAUAAUGUGUAAAGUACAGUCAAUAAGAAGUGACCUUCAUUUAAUAUUAAGUCAACUUCUAUUUGGAGAUUCUUUGGCUGCAGAUUUCCUAAUUUGUCACAUGCUUUCAUCAAUUUACAUGAGGAAAGACUUCUUCUGCCUUGGUACUUAUCCACUGAAUAUAACGCAUUUUCCCUUCCUCAAAUAUAAACAGUUCACAAAGGAUUUGUACAAGUUUUUAACUUUGCUCGCAAGGAAAAGUCACUUGUUAGAAAUCACUUUGGAAAAUUUAAACGAUUUGACUUUGUCACCCAAGAAAGAUUAUGAGGGUAACAGAUUAACGAGUGGUGUGCUCCAGCUUAGUAAUAACACUCAUCUUGUGAUAGACGAAACGGGAUUGACCACAGGUCAGAUUUCACAAGCUGGACGGGAAAACUAUAACGCGAUAUGCGAGUUAAUUAAUUUUCAGAAAGUCACAUACGAUUUCAAAUACUACAAACUGGAAUACGAAUCGGAUAUUCCGAUUUUAAUUUUAUCAGAAACUAAGUCUUUCAUCCCAUGCCCGACACAAGUCGUUUUAAAAGUAGAGCCAGAAUCUGAAAAUAUUUAUCCGCAAAUAUUGGAAGUGACUGACCAUUAUUUGAAGGACAAAGAUCGAUUAUCCAAUAUUCGACAAUACUUAGAAGUUGUACGGGACACGAAGUUCGAAUUCGACGACGAUGAAGUCAUGAAGGAAAUUCAAAACGAUUUUGUACGGUUAAAGGAAAUAAAUAAAAACGUUGACCGUUUGCAUUCGUUAAUGGUAUUAGCUAGACUAUUAUCUUUGUCGUAUGGAUCAAGUACAUUGACCAUGGGAUACUGGAAGAAAGCUGUACAAAUGGAAUUAGAUAGAUUAAGUAGAUUGCCAGGUAAAAAAUAAAUACUGUUCAUAAGAAAUAACGCUACAUAUACUUGUUCAUUGCGUCCUUUUGUACAUGGAAAUUUUAUACUGAUUAAUAAAUAAUUUUCGAAUGAAAAA
Messenger RNA from Ceratina calcarata, 1990 nucleotides. Its product is annotated as mini-chromosome maintenance complex-binding protein. The coding region runs from base 161 to 1891 and encodes 576 amino acids. Gene Ontology annotation, biological process: DNA-templated DNA replication. The transcript has 8 exons. NCBI's taxonomy places the organism in Eukaryota, Metazoa, Arthropoda, Insecta, Hymenoptera, Apidae. The record is from RefSeq and is a predicted model, not a curated record. Gene Ontology annotation, molecular function: chromatin binding.